AUGGCGCCUCCACCUUCGAAUGAGGCCAAACUUGCUGAGGCCAAAAAGCUGGCCAAAUCUGAUCCCACCCAAACCGAGAGCAUCUACAGAGAGGUUCUGGCACAGUCGCCAGGUUCCAAUCAGGCUGCUUUGCAGAGUUACGAGAAUGCACUCGCCGGCUUGGGAGAGCUCUACAGAGACAGCAAGCGGUCAGAAGAUCUCGCGGAGCUGGUGAAGACCAGCAGAUCGACAUUAUCCUCGUUUGCAAAAGCGAAGACAGCCAAGCUUGUCCGGCAACUGCUCGAUUUCCUCGCAGACAUCCCUAAUACCCUUGAACUCCAAAUUGCGACCACGAAAUCAUGUAUCGAUUGGGCGAACUCGGAAAAGCGAUCCUUCCUUCGUCAGAACCUUGAAACGAGAUUGGUUGGACUCUACAUGCAAAAGCAAGCCUACUACGACGCUCUUACACUGAUUAAUGGUCUGUUGCGGGAGCUCAAACGCCUCGAUGACAAACUGGUUCUUGUGGAGGUGCAAUUGCUGGAAUCUCGGGUCUACCACGCCCUCACCAACCAGGCCAAAGCCAGAGCUGCAUUGACUUCAGCGAGAACGUCUGCUGCAUCGGUUUACACCCCGCCCCUCCUGCAAGCCGGGCUGGACAUGCAGAGUGGCAUGCUGCACGCCGAGGAUAAAGACUUCAAUACUGCGUUUUCCUAUUUCAUCGAAGCGCUGGAGGGAUACCAUACCCAGGACGACACAGUUCGAGCCACUUCAGCAUUACAGUAUAUGUUGCUUUGCAAGAUCAUGUUGAAUCUGGUGGAUGAUGUCAAUUCUAUAUUAGCUUCGAAGCAGGCACAGAAGUACGCUGGAACGAGCUUGGAAGCAAUGAAGGCCGUCGCCAGAGCCCACGCAAACCGGUCUCUUGAGGAGUAUGAGCAAGCAUUGUCGAACUAUCGCUACGAGUUGGGCAGCGACGUUUUUAUCCGCAAUCAUCUGCGGCGGUUGUACGAUGCGAUGCUGGAGCAGAAUCUGAUCAAGGUCAUUGAACCAUUCAGUCGGGUGGAGAUUGACCACGUCGCAAAGAUGGUCGGUCUCGACACGCAGCAGGUGGAGAGGAAAUUGUCUCAAAUGAUUCUGGACAAGAUCAUUGUUGGUGUAUUAGAUCAGGGCGAAGGUUGCUUGAUCGUGUAUGAUGAGGUCGAGAGAGAUGCUGGCUACGACGGUGCUUUGGCGACGAUCGAAAAGCUCAGCAAUGUGGUUGACGUCCUUUACACCAACCAGGCGGCGCUGUUAGAAUAG
Messenger RNA from Capronia epimyces CBS 606.96, 1275 nucleotides. RefSeq names its product 26S proteasome regulatory subunit N6. The transcript is spliced from 2 exons. NCBI's taxonomy places the organism in Eukaryota, Fungi, Ascomycota, Eurotiomycetes, Chaetothyriales, Herpotrichiellaceae. Gene Ontology annotation, molecular function: structural molecule activity. Gene Ontology annotation, biological process: ubiquitin-dependent protein catabolic process. The record is from RefSeq and is a predicted model, not a curated record. Gene Ontology annotation, cellular component: proteasome regulatory particle, lid subcomplex. Bases 1 to 1275 code for a protein of 424 amino acids.